This is a messenger RNA of Pimephales promelas (fathead minnow), 4975 nucleotides long. NCBI's taxonomy places the organism in Eukaryota, Metazoa, Chordata, Actinopteri, Cypriniformes, Leuciscidae. The record is from RefSeq and is a predicted model, not a curated record.
AUACAGGGUUGGGUUUGAAGAGCUUCUUGGGAUUAGUUCAAUUAAGCUCCUUCUGGGCUUAAUGUCAAGAAUAGAACAAUAAGAACUGGAGCAGUGCUCUGAUAUCAUCUAAUGCUGUGUGUUUGUGCAAGUACCCCCUUUUCAUCAUUACUUCUCUAAAGACACCACUGUGGAAACACACCGGACUGCCUUAAGUUGAAAGGAUUGUAGAUGUCACGUCACACAGCAGAAUGAGUAAGAGGAAGAGGAGAAACAGUCGCAGGAGGAAGAGCUCCAGCAGCAGUAAACAAUGCAUAUCUCCAUAUAACUUUCAAAAGCACACUAUGGUGGACACUGAGGUUCAUGGGGAGGAAGCUGCAGAGAAAGGAGAAACUGAUUCUUUCUGUAAAGAGAUUAUAUUGUCAGAGUCCGAAGAUGAGAAAGAGAACGAGACUACAACCACGGAGAAAGAAAACAGACCAGAGAGUUGUGAAGAUUUUUUCGAAGAAAAGGAGAAAAAAGACUUGGAACCAGUGGACAGAGAUCCAGGGUUGACAAUAACACAUUCUGUGACCUUUGAUAACUUUGGACUGACUUCUCCCAGAGUUGUGUUUAAACAAUGCCAUGAGGCUUCUCUAAGAGGAUCGGUUAGUAGUGUGAUAGCAGUCACAACCACUAAGGUCAAGGGAGGGACCCCAAAUAUGAGGCUUGAGAUCAGUGAAGUAGUGACAUCAGAUGAUUCAAAUAUCAAGAGAACUAUUGUUCUUCAUAAACAUAAAGAUAAAAUAGAAGAGACUCAUUUUACAAGCCAUAGUGAAAAACACCAAGAUUCAAAAAAUCCCACAGUCUAUUCAUGGAACCAACAUGGAGCGGAUUACAGAGAGAAUGUUAUCUAUAAGAUUAGCAUUGCAGAGCUAAAUGCUGAGGAAACACACGCUUCUACAAGUCAUUGCUUGUGGGACGAGCCUGAAGAAGGGGAAUGCCGUAAAAGCUGUUGUAAAAAUAACUUUGGUUGGGGUAACGCAGGUGACCGGACUGACACUGAUUUCACACUGGUUGAUGGAUCUUCCUGUUGUUCAUCACCCUCUGAUAUGUGGCAAUGUCAGAAACGGCUGCCACUGCCUACCAGUCUCAGUAACGACGCAUUAUGGGAUAUCCCUCCCCCUGAUGAAUUUGCUGACAAUGUAAGCGCAAUGGAUUUUCUUGCCGAAAAUGUUGCAUCGUGUCAAAUCAGUCCCAAACAACAAUUAAUUGACCAUGACAACACGAAUUUCACAGAUACAGCAUCUCAGGUUAUCUUGUGCAAAGAGUGUAAAUGCCAGAAUACAUUGGAUGUGGACAACAGGUGUUGUGAACACCUAUCCGACUUGAGUCCUCAGGAAUGUUUAUUCAUGAAUCCCAGAGCUUCAAUGAAUAGGUCGUCUUUCACUAAAAAGUUCAUCGACAGUCAUGAAAGAAAGACCCGUUUGCGCAAUAACAGCAUUGCCAUCCUUGAAACCCAAACGGAUCCUACAGGCUACAUGGACAUACCACCCAAAAGACGAAAGACUUACCCAGGAGUGGCGUACCAUAUGAGUCAGGCCAGAGAGAGCAUUCCCUCAUACAGAGAGUCCUUUUCUUCUGGUACACUGUCUUCAUUUUUCAUGCAGUCCCUUCCCUCUCAAUCAGAGAGGAGGGGGAAAUUCUACCUCGAAGACGAAAGACUUCGUCCACAUGGGAGCCGUAAAUCUUCCAGUAGCAGCAGCUAUAGACCAAGCUCAAGCUCUACAACUUGUCCUGACUCAUUUAAUCCCAAAUGCAAGGCUUACAGCACAAUCAAAAACCCAUUCUACCCAUUCAGGUCAGAUGAGAGUCCAGAAGAAGUCUUCUUUAGAGGAGAACAGUAUAAUGGGACAGCACAGUUCGAAGAGCUGAUCCAACCGGGUUUGGAUGGUGCUGCUGCUGGUUUGAUGCUUGUUGAUAAAGACAGUGCUUUAGCGGGCCAACUUGAGCUGAAUGAAGUCAAUGAAAGUGGCUUUGAAGACGAGAUGGUGGAGCUGGAUGAGUCGAUUUCACCCGGUGACACCAUGGACAGCCAUCAAAGGGAACUUCUUAUCCAUGUUAUUCCACCUUCACUGAGCAACUCUGAAGAAAAAAUCAAUGAAGGAACACCCAACGGUGUCAAUCACAUCAUGUGCUACAGAGAUGAGGCUGACGCCCCAAGGAAACGAAGAGGUUCAGUAAUGACGAUAAUCACUGGGGACUGUGAGCAGAGAUUUCUACAUGGCAAAUAUGGCUUCUUCCUUGAGAAGGACAUUUCAGGGGAAUAUUCAAAAGAUACGUUGAGUCCUGUGACUGAGUCCCCGGCUGGGUCUCCAAUAGAGGACCUGGGCAGCAUCAGAGAAGCUGUGGAAGAGCUCCAGGGUUCAUCCCAAGCACAAACCACCACAACCUCUGCAAACUCUGAGCUGACCUUACAGAUGGACACAUCCAGCCAGCAGCCUGAAGAAGUGAAAACAAAUGAAGCCCUGGAAAAAAUAAGUGCAGAUGCCUGUGUGACACCCAAUAUUUAUCAAAAUGAUUUGUCUCGACGGCAAAGUGCCUCAAAAAAUUCAUUAGAGGUCAAAGAGCAUCUCAGGCCUCCAACAGAGUCCACUCAUAAAGAUUCAGAGGAACAUUCAGACCACUGGGCAAAGAGACGCAAGCUCUUCAAGGAGAGCAAACAGCGCAGUUCUGCAGGAGGGAGUUCUAUAACUAGCAAUAUCACAGAUGAAUCAGACACAAUGAAUUCUGAGGACACUCAUUCAGUGGACAUGUCAAUGCGAGAUAUUGAGGACAGAGGAUUUUACACAGAAACGUUUCACUCAGUAUCAUGGAUCUACCAUGGAGAUGGUGUUAACCAGAAUGACGGUCCACACUGCCUUACCAGCUGUACCCGACCAGCAGCAAUUCGUGAGCGGACAGUAAAAAUCGGUAAAGGCAUGGGCGAUUAUCCCUGGGGCUUCCGAAUUCAGUUCUCCAAACCCAUUGUGGUUACUGAAGUGGAUACAAAUGGAGCAGCGGAGGAGGCAGGCCUGCAGGUCGGAGACUAUGUCCUGGCAGUAAACGGCAUUGAUGUCACCAGCGUGCCACACUCGGAAGCAGCUGACCUCGCACGACAGGUGUGGCGAACUGUCCCAUUCACGUUUCUAUUGUUCACACUCGACAAACCUUUCACACCUCUCCCGGGCCCUGACAUAUUAACUCUGACAAUUGGCUCGGAUAUCGGUCGAGCGCCGAACACCCCACGGCCAACAUGCAGGGGUUACUUGCAUAAGCGGACUCAGUCCAGUUUGCUGAAGGGCUGGAGGAAGAGAUGGUUUGUGCUCCGACACGACUGCUGCCUCUACUACUACAGAAACAAGCGUGAUGAAGGGAAGAGCCGAGCUUUGGCUGCGGUGAGUCUGGAAGGGGCGCAGGUGGAGGCCGACACCAGUUUAGGAAAGCCGUUUGUGUUCAGAUGCUGCCCUGUCUCUGGGAACAGAGUUUACUACUUGUAUGCUACAUCAAACCAAGAGAUGAAAAGGUGGCUGGAGGCUAUGGGUCGAGCUGUUCAUCCCAUUACUCAGAAUCACGUGUGGGUGGACGUCACGCGGCACAACUCAAACCUGCCCCCGCUGGCCGUGAAGACCCCAGAGUGCCUCGGGCUGCUCCACCAGCUGGACCGGAGCAAGGACUCGUGGGUGCAGCACUACUGUGUGCUGAAAGAUGGAUGCCUCUAUUUCUAUACGAGCAUUCGCUCAACCUGUGCCAUCGGAGGGAUCUACUUGCACGGUUACACGGUGAGGGAUCAGCCGCUGGGCUCCAAAAGAUCCACGAUUGAGCUCAGACCUCCAUCUGAUGAGUUCAAAGUGUUCACCCUCUGUGCAGAGAACGCAAAUGAGAACAAACGAUGGAUUAGUGCAAUAAAAUCUUCAAUAGGAAAAUGGCUGCCAUUGCAUCAAGCAAUUCAAGACUACAUGAGUCGCCCACCUGAGGAAACGAGAAUGUGAACAAGACAGAUCUUAUCACGAGGUGUUUUGCAACAAGUUUAGCGGUGAAGGUGAUGGUGAAGAUACUAUGCCUUGUAAACAGACGUACUGUGUCACACCACACUGGCAUUGAAACACAAAACCAGAAAGAUCAGUUGUAAGUAAUAAGAUGUUAAAUAAGAUGAUAAAUAUAUGUUGAAGUGAUCUAGAGAUUGGUUUUGAAGUGCUGCAUUUGUUUAACAUAUACAAUUUGACAAUAACAAUAAUUUCAUCUUCAUUUUUUAGGGACUUAGCUGAUGACUACUCAUGAUAAAACCUAAAAUAAGUGUAACUCCAUAUAUAAUAUUCAAGUGGUAAUAUUCAGCAGAGCAGCAGGAGCGCAUGAAGCUGCCAUGGCAACCAGACACUGUACAGUUCCUGCUGCGCUAUGACGGCUGCCAGAAGCAUAGAGUAGAAGCAUAAUUCAUACUAAAAUGUACAUACAGAAUUAAGGCAUCAGCAUCAGACCUCGGCCACACACCAUAAACACAAGCUUAUGUUAUAUAGAGCUUAAGAAUUAAUUAUUUGUUCCCAUUGAACUUUUUUCUCUUUCAUUUAUACAUAUUGUAAUUUAUCAUAAUGUUGUUUUAGUUCCACUUACGCAUUGUUGUAAUGUGUUUCUUUGCAUUCAGGCCUGUAUUCCUGUAAACCUUUCUGUCACAUAUUUCAGUUCUGAUGAUGUUACAGGAUUUGCUAACUGGUGUGAAGUCGCCGCCGCUGCUAUUGUACAUAAUACACGUUCUUGGUUUUUGCUGUAUAGAUCAGUUCCAUUUCAUUUAGUCAUUUUUAUAUAACCCGCAGUAAAAUGUCUUACUGCUUUGUCUUGGCUUAUUUGUACUAUUUGUAUGGCAAUAUUAUGAUUUUUUCCUAUUCUUUGUAUAAAUAAGGAUAUAUUUCUGGCUUUUUGUAUUGUUUUCAGUUCCAGUUAACAGUUGCAUAAGAAUUAUUACAAAACUAGGAUCACUUCU